Petromyzon marinus (sea lamprey) is the source of this 2135-nucleotide messenger RNA. RefSeq lists its product as uncharacterized. The record is from RefSeq and is a predicted model, not a curated record. Lineage: Eukaryota; Metazoa; Chordata; Hyperoartia; Petromyzontiformes; Petromyzontidae.
GUUCCUUUCGCGACAAUCGCAGAGCUAUGGAGGAGCAGUCGAGGAUGACCCAAACGUCCCCGGGAGUCGGCCACAAGAGCACACAAACGGUGUCCCGGCGAGGACUCUGCAGGGCUACGGUGGAGAUGCUCUUCUCCGUCUGGCCCUUCCGAUGGCUGGGCGCCCUCCUGGAGCAGUUCUGCGGCCUGCUGCUCAGGUUCAUGGACCUCGUGGCCCCCGACCCGGCCGCUCCCUGCAGGCGACCGAGCCCCACGGCGCGGCGCAACCGCGAGGGCCGCAAGCGCGCCUCCAGCGUCGAGCAGGUUCUGAGCCGCGUGCUGCUGGUGGGCCUCAUGCGCUCGGUCGUCGGGAUGCCCAGCGUGGCCUCGUUUGGCACGCCGCUGCUCUACAGCCGAGGCUUGGGCAAGUCGCCCAACAAGCAGGAUGGGAAAGGGCGCAAGCAAUCUGAGCUGCUCCAGAUCGACGAGGACGAGAGUGACGCCAGUGGAGAGGGCGACCUCUCGGACGCGAGCAGCUUCAAAGCUGAAGAUCUCCUCCCUUCUGUGGGACAGGCGUCCAUCGCCGAGAGCGCCACGCCGGCGAGCCUGGAGCUGAACGAAUCUCGGGGCUCGACGAUCGUGCAGGACACCAGCUCCGAGGAUGAGGGCGACGAGAAGGAGCUUCGAAAAGCCACCCUGAGCGCCCUCAUGGGGGACGACCUCCCCGAUGAAGACAGCGUUGAUGACCCAAGCUACGUGGUGAGCACGUCGGAGACUCUGGACAGUGACGAGGUCGUGGACAGCGAGGCGUCGAGCGAGGCUUCGAGCGACCGCAGCGAGGCUUCGAGCGACAAGGCGGAGUUCAUGAACGCAAUGGCAGGCUUGGGCAAGUCGCCCAACAAGCAGGAUGGGAAAGGGAGCAAGCGCAAGCAAUCCGAGCUGCUCCAGAUCGACGAGAACGAGAGUGACGCCAGUGGAGAGGGCGACCUCUCGGACGCGAGCAGCUUCAAAGCUGAAGAUCUCCUCCCUUCUGUGGGACAGGCGUCCAUCGCCGAGAGCGCCACGCCGGCGAGCCUGGAGCUGAACGAAUCUCGGGGCUCGACGAUCGUGCAGGACACCAGCUCCGAGGAUGAGGGCGACGAGGAGGAGCUUCGGAAAGCCAACCUGAGUGCCCUCAUGGGGGACGACCUCCCCGAUGAAGACAGCUUUGAUGACCCAAGCUACGUGGUGAGCACGUCGGAGACUCUGGACAGUGACGAGGUCGUGGACAGCGAGGCUUCGGGCGACUGCGAGAUGUUGCAUGACGACAAGGCGGAGUUCAUGAACGCAAUGGCAGGUCUGUUGCUGAAUUCAACCGACAUCCUUGUGGUGGUGGGGCUAGCGUGGAUAACGCCUACCUUGCGCAACUUUCAACAAGAUUUGGUUAAAAUAAUGAAACUCUGCUGAAAGGACUUUCUGUACUGAACUAUCCUGCCCACCUGGUUUUGGUACGGUGUCGUGACCACGUGCGAUUUAACCCCAUGCUGGAUGGAAUCGACAAGGAUCCUACUGAAUGUACAUUGCACCUCGGCCAUCUAACGUAAAAAAUAAACUGCAAGAAAAUACAUUUCAAUUGGUUGGCCUGAUCAAUCGUGUGGUCCCUGGCUGGAUAUACACUGAAAGAGAGUUGCAUUGUUAACGCAUCCGUGGCCGACUGAAUGGCCUUGGCCGUUUGUCGGUUUUGAAUUCGAUUCCAACGGUUGCCCAGCAUUCUUCCGGCGAAUUAUCAAAACGUGACGUUUGGAUGCAAGGCAUCACCUUAUCACACUUGGGGCCAUAUUACAUUGAUGUGGGUCAAGUUGGAGAUUACCGGAUUCCUCCCAUGCUUUUAAAACAAAUUGGCCUGCAUCUUGUAAACCAGGUGUGGGUGUGGGGAGGGGACGGUAGUCACAAAGUGUAUUUAACUUUAUUUACGAACUGGAACGAGUUUUAAGUGAAGUUUACUUGCUGGCGCGUCUUUUUUUACGCGUAAUUUCAAACGUGUAAUGUCAAUGGUUAAUUGUUUCCCGUGCUGCCCCGCGUCUCGUGAGAGGGGUGAGACGCACUAGCGUCUCGACUUCCUGCUGCUUGGAUGUUGAAAUUUUAAACAGACUUUUUUAUUUAUUUUUGUUUGCGUUU